This is a messenger RNA of Peniophora sp. CBMAI 1063, 2754 nucleotides long. Lineage: Eukaryota; Fungi; Basidiomycota; Agaricomycetes; Russulales; Peniophoraceae. The record is from the annotation of a GenBank genome assembly.
AUGUCUGGGCGACAACACAUGCACGGGUCGACGCUGCAGCCGUCGUCGGACGAGAUCCUGCGGGAGGUCGAGAAUCUGCGGGAUAUACGGCGGCGGUCGACGGCUGUGGGCGGGCCGGUCAUCGACCCUGAUCUGCCGUGGCAGGGCGGUGCGAGCGACGACGGGAGCAGCAUGAGCAGCGGCGAGGACAGGUCCAGCGUCGAGGAGCCACAGACGCCGGCCGACGACCCCUUCCACCUGUUCUGGGUGCCCGCUCGGAUGCACCCGGAGAUCGACCCCAGCGAGUUCAGGUCCUUCCUCAAAGAGCACGCCCGCGCCCCAGAAGGACAGCUCGCCCGCGCCGGCAGCGUCGGCUCGGUCGGCCUCGGCCGCAAACGCUCGAUGCUCAGCCGGCAGUACAAUCCAAACAACGACCGCGACUCGGACGACGGCAAGGAGCCAGAGGUCCCAUUGCGACGAAACCGUACUAGCUACUAUGCCUCGGGGCCCCAGCUCACCAUCAAGGACCUCGAGAAGCUCGACCAGCUGGCAGAGGAGGCGUCUCAGUCCUCAGACCCUUCGACACUACGCAGUGUUCUUAGGCGCAGUCUGAGCAUGAAUGUCUCUCCUUCAGCGAUCGACAAAAUGGAAAGCCAGCCCGAGGAGGGCGACGAGGCGGAUGCGCCGAUUUUCAUACCGCGCCAGGGUCAGAUCCUACGGCGCGCGGCGCGAACGAAGAUUCGCAAGCCGGGCCAAGUAGGCGAGGGAAGCCAUCGCUUCACCGCGACGCGCCGCGGUUCUGCGCGAGCAGCGCCAGAUUAUGAGAUGCCGCCGGACGUGCCACCUCUGCCGGCAAGUUCCGUGGAGGGUAGCGAGCCGCGUUCGUCCAGCGACCUGUCAAGCAGCAGCGAACACGACGGAGUGGUCCAGCCCCGCCCACGCAGGGCCACAAACGACGAAGUUCGGCUCGUCGAGCGCCCGGACAGCUACAGCGCAGAAACGUUCAUCUACGACGCUUAUGCCGCAGACGAUUAUGACGACAAGGGCGCCAUCGUAGUUAGCCCGCUGUCACCUUCGCAGCCCGUCGAGCUUCCAUUCACCCGCUCGCCUUCGCCUCCACCGACUUCUGCUCCUGCGCCCGUUCUGUCACCAGAACCUGAACCUGCAGGCGCUUUGUUCGACUUUGCCAGCUUUGAUACAUCAGCGCCGGCGCUGUCGCUUGAUCUGCAGCAUCCUGCGCCCCAGCGUGCGACCACGCUACCGCCCGGUGGGAUCAUCGAGCCUCCUCGCGGAGAGUCACCCGACUCGAACGCAACACCAGUCCCAGCGACAGCCAUUCCGAUCUCAACGCCCCAACCUCAACCGCAGCCUUCGGUACAGCCUACACCCCUCGUACAACCUCCACAACCGCAGCUUCCCGUCCACGGCCGCACAGCCUCUCUCGAAGCGCUUCGUAACACGCCUUCACCCGGACCCGAACAGGGCGGGCGCAAGGAGAAAGACAAGAAAGGCGGGCUGUUCAAGUGGGGUUCGUCCGACAAGAAAUCGAAGAAGGAAAAGGAAAAGGACAGGCAUUCGGGCGGCUCGGCGUCGUCGCAUGGCCAUGCGCAUAGUCAUUCGCAUGAGGUUAGGGAAAAGGAGAAGGAGAAAGAGAAAGAGAAGGAUCCGGGUUUCUUCGGCUCGUUGUUCGGCGGGUCGAAGAAGAAGCACGAUGAUGGGCCUCCUGGGCUUGGUCAUAAUGCAGGGCGCGAGGCCGCGGCAGCUCUACUAGGCGCGAGCAAGGGUCGUGCGACGGCUACGCCCAGUCCCGGCCCUGGACCCGGCGGACUACAGCCGAACAACUACUCUCGCUACCCCAUUCACGUCGAGCGUGCGAUCUACCGCUUGAGUCAUAUCAAACUCGCGAACCCUCGUCGACCGCUGUACGAGCAGGUCUUGAUCUCCAACCUCAUGUUCUGGUACCUCGGCGUCAUCAACAAGGCGCAAACGCAGGCUCAACAGGCUCAAACGCCUCAGGCCGGUCAACCUGCUCAGCAGCAACCAGUUCAGCCACAACCUCAGCAGGCGCCAGCGCCACAGACCAAUGGAAGUGCCGCGCCUGAACAGCAGGUAGCGCCGCAGGUGCAAGCCGAGGAACCGGAGGCGAGCCGUCGUCGUGCGGGGCUUACCAAGGGACCUGCUGGUGCCGGCGGUGCUAGACGGAACGAAGCGCCUGUACGUGGACCGCAAUACGAUCUUCAACAUCGUGCGAUGGAGCAGGAGCGCGUAUACCCGUCCGGUAGUCCUGGACCUGUCAAAGGCCGCGGUUCGGUAGACUCUGGCCGAGAGUACGAGCAUAUUGCACAUGGGCAUGGUGUCGGUGGUGUCAACGGUCGACCUUCACUCGCGCAUAGCCAGAGUCAGCAGCAAUGGCAAGAGCAGACACAGCAAGCGCGACAGGCGCUCGAGCAACAACAGCAGCGUCCCGAUCGCUCAAGAAGUCCGCCGCAGAAUCGAUACGAGCUCGGGAAGGGCGCCGGUACUGGUAUCGCCGCGGGCGCGAGGAGUCCUAGUCGAAGUGUGAGCGCCAGUGCGGUCGCGCCAGCGGGUGCGAUGCAGAACGGGCACCAUCAUGUUGGGAGUCUGGGAAGCGGCGGAAGAAGUAGUCCAGGGAGGAAAACGCAGAGCGCGCAUGCUGUGGCGCCGGGUCAGGGCAGACAAGGGCGGGCAAGUGAGGACGAGGAUGUGCCGCUUGCGAUGUGGCAACAGCAGCAGCAACAGCGCAGGGGACGAUGA